Messenger RNA from Polyodon spathula (Mississippi paddlefish), 1130 nucleotides. RefSeq names its product proline and serine-rich protein 1-like. The coding region runs from base 691 to 996 and encodes 101 amino acids. NCBI's taxonomy places the organism in Eukaryota, Metazoa, Chordata, Actinopteri, Acipenseriformes, Polyodontidae. The transcript is spliced from 5 exons. The record is from RefSeq and is a predicted model, not a curated record.
UUAGCCUUUAGGCUGCCACAGUGAAACUCCAAACUUAGCUUCAAGAUCUAUUAUGAUUAUAAACAUGUUAUAUAAUUCCAUAUUUGAUAAUAAUGUAGAUAUGUCCUUUGUUUAAUUUGGUCAGAAAUAUAUUUUUUAAAUUACCGAGUACCCCCUGAGUCACCCCAUCACACAGGGCUGCAAUGGGUCCUAGUAUUUAACAACAAAGAAAGUCGAUGCUGUGAAAACAGGGUAGUUCAGUUCUGAGCGUUUUUAUUUUUUUUUAAAUAUAUAAAAACAUAAAUUAUUGCUUGUCUUAUACUGUUAUGAGAACAAUAAACAACCGCAUUGUUAUUUUUCAGUAGCGUUCCUCGUAGUGUUUGUUAUAAGUAAUAAAUAAUGGUAUAGCCGGGUCUCAAGUCGUCUCAAAGUAGACUUUAUGGAGCCAAUUUGGCUAAUACACAUUAUUUACUUCUGAUUCGAAACAAUUGCGUAUGUGAGAUUUAAAGUCGUGCUAAAUGUCUUUUUAAAUUCGUUUUUACACACACUGCUCGGGCUUUAGCAAAUUUUACGUAGCCUAUGUAGUUGCAAUGGAUUUGCCUGUAUUCACUAGCAUUCAUUUAAUUAUAUUAGCUGCUUGAAUAUUAUCUGUCACAGACGGGAUUAAACAGUAAUCAAAACAGCAAAGGUGUUCUACAGUCAUCGUCGAAGAUGGAUAAGAAAUCAUUUGAAAUUGUGCUUGAUGAAAUCAGAAAGUGUGUUCUGACAGAACAGAGAACAAAGGCGAUUGAACACGUACAUGGAUAUUUCUCAAGCGAGCAGGUGACAGAGCUGUUGAAGUAUUUUUCAUGGGCAGAUCCCCAGAUAAAAGCUGUGAAAGCUUUGCAGCAUAAAAUGGUAGCUGUUCCUACAACCAAAGUGGCCAAUAUUCUUAAUUGCUUCACAUUUUCAAAAGACAAACUUGUUGCCUUGGAACUGAUAGCUUUGAAUGACAGACAUCCCCAAAACAACUAUUGACCAGCUUACAUGCAACAUCGGAGGACUGUGCCAUCUUAAAGGUGUAAACUGAUAUGCACAAUAACCUCACAGUUAAUGCAGUAGGGUAAUGAAAGGUGUAUGAACCAGAACAGACCUCACCAUUUGUUUUAGCU